CCCCAAAAGUCGCCUCCCGCAUCCAUCGAUCGAUCCAUCUCUUGCUCUCUGGCAAUGGCCCUCCACAUCCCUCAAAUCGUGGAGAACGCCCCUUCCUCGACCUCGACCGCGACAGCCCCGGUCGCCCUUUCUUGCUGUGCUUUGAGCGUCUCCUUCGACAAGCCGUGCAGAAAGCUGCAGAAGUGCAGGAGGCGGGUGCCCCUCGAAGACAUCACCCACCUCUUCCGCAACCUGCCUUCUCCCCAGAUCGGCGCCGCCUCCCAUCUUGCGCAGCCGCGCCAAGCGAUCGACGAUGUAAGCCCUCUGGAAAGAAGAGCUCAGAAUGCCCCGGCCGCAAGGGAUUCCGGCGUGUCUCUCCGCAAGGGAUUCCGGUGUGCUGGUGAGGCAAAUGAUCAGCGGCCAUCGUGCGUAGGCAGUUUGGCAUGCGGCGGGGUGGCGUUAUCGACGGCACCUUCGAGCUCAUUAGUGGCAAUCGAAGCAGCCUGUGAAGAGGCAUCAGAUGGCUCCUGCCAUGCCGAGAGGUCAUCUGACAGCUACAACGUGGGGGAUCUUUGGCGUGGCAUGGCGAUGGGGAUCAAACUUGCGCUAUGCUUGCUCCUAUGCGUCGGGUUCGUGUGCACCGAGGAAGCACGGCUGCUGCAUUGUGUCGGUGACUGCGAACACGGGGCUGAGAACACGGCGGAGGGCGUGACCGGAGGGCGAAGCUCGAUUUGGGAGUUGGAGUGGGGGAGCGAGGCGAUGAGAGCGGGUGAGAGGAAGAGGGAGAUACCGGGAGGACCAGAUCCGCACCACCACCGUUAG
Messenger RNA from Musa acuminata subsp. malaccensis (wild Malaysian banana), 801 nucleotides. The record is from RefSeq and is a predicted model, not a curated record. Lineage: Eukaryota; Viridiplantae; Streptophyta; Magnoliopsida; Zingiberales; Musaceae.